AUGGCCACCACCGGCGCCCUGGGCAACUACUACGUGGACUCGCUCCUGCUGGGCGCGGACGCCGCCGACGAGCUGAGCGCCGGCCGCUACGCGCCGCCGGGGGCCCUGGGCCAGCCCCCGCGGCAGGCGGCCGCCGCGGCGCUGACCGAGCACCCCGACUUCAGCCCGUGCAGCUUCCAGUCCAAGGCGGCGGUGUUCGGCGCCUCGUGGAGCCCGGUGCACGCGGCGGGUGCCAGCGCGGUGCCUGCGGCCGUGUACCACCACCACCACCACCACCACCCCUACGUGCACCCCCAGGCGCCCGUGGCGGCGGCGGCACCGGACGGCAGGUACAUGCGCUCCUGGCUGGAGCCCACGCCCGGCGCGCUCUCCUUCGCGGGCUUGCCCUCCAGCCGGCCUUACGGCAUUAAACCUGAACCGCUGUCGGCCAGAAGGGGUGACUGUCCCACGCUUGACACUCACAAUUUGUCCCUGACUGACUAUACUUGUGGUUCUCCUCCAGUUGAUAGAGAAAAACAGCCCAGCGAAGGCGCCUUCUCCGAAAACAAUGCUGAGAAUGAGAGCGGCGGAGACAAGCCCCCCAUCGACCCCAAUAACCCGGCGGCCAACUGGCUGCACGCGCGCUCCACGCGGAAGAAGCGCUGCCCUUACACCAAGCACCAGACGCUGGAGCUGGAGAAGGAGUUCCUGUUCAACAUGUACCUCACCCGGGACCGCAGGUACGAGGUGGCGCGGCUGCUCAACCUCACCGAGAGGCAGGUCAAGAUCUGGUUCCAGAACCGCAGGAUGAAGAUGAAGAAGAUCAACAAGGACCGGGCGAAGGACGAGUGA
Oryctolagus cuniculus (rabbit) is the source of this 831-nucleotide messenger RNA. It is a transcript of the gene HOXA9, whose product is annotated as homeobox A9. Gene Ontology annotation, biological process: embryonic skeletal system morphogenesis; regulation of transcription by RNA polymerase II; anterior/posterior pattern specification. The record is from RefSeq and is marked inferred. Lineage: Eukaryota; Metazoa; Chordata; Mammalia; Lagomorpha; Leporidae. Gene Ontology annotation, molecular function: DNA-binding transcription factor activity, RNA polymerase II-specific; RNA polymerase II cis-regulatory region sequence-specific DNA binding. Gene Ontology annotation, cellular component: nucleus.